CAAUCAUUGGAUAAAGUCGCGCGUGUCGGCCGUGCAGCCCCCGACAACGUCAAAAAUAAAUCCACCUGGUUGUGAAAAACAGCCCAAAGACUUCACAGCAUAUUCUCCGAUGCAUAAAGUUUCGUUCUUCCUUCCCGUGAAAGUUAUCAAAUACACGAAUUUCGCACUGGAUGGUGGACAAGAUAUUCAAGUGUAACAAAAAGCAAUACCGACUCUUUGAUGUAAUCCUUUCUGAGUCUUUGGGACAAACAUGGGUAGCGCUUAUCUUCUGUUGUAGUCUGAGAAAGGGGACAUAUCACAAGUACCCCCGAGCGAGCUAUUAUGCAUACGCUGUCUCAGCAGGAGCAUACAUCUACUCUGGAUGUGAAACGGUGAGGAUUCCUGUGAAGCUUUGCCAGGCUUGGAGCACCAAAUAUCAAUUUUUUGACCCAUUUCUUGGCUCCCCCCCGGCGGUCGUGUCUGUUCGUGUACUGCUCCGAAUAAUCGAAUGGCCAGUGAGUUUCAAUAUCAUUUUUGGUGGAGAAGCCUGGCGACCCGGUCGGUUUCUUUCCGCGGUCAUGUCAUUUGGUGGAGAAGCUGGGCGACCCGGCUGGUCUCUGUCGGCCGUUGAAGAAAGAGCAUCUUUUCUGCUAAAAACAAAAAAGGAUUAAUUUUGAUGCCGCAUUUGAAAGAAGAUCUUGAAACGGCAAUCUCAUAAGGAAAUUGGACAUUUCUACAUCUGUGAGAGCAACAUACGU
Radiomyces spectabilis is the source of this 737-nucleotide messenger RNA. RefSeq lists its product as uncharacterized. The record is from RefSeq and is a predicted model, not a curated record. Lineage: Eukaryota; Fungi; Mucoromycota; Mucoromycetes; Mucorales; Radiomycetaceae. Bases 171 to 650 code for a protein of 159 amino acids. The transcript is spliced from 4 exons.